This is a messenger RNA of Rhopilema esculentum, 2559 nucleotides long. RefSeq lists its product as uncharacterized. The record is from RefSeq and is a predicted model, not a curated record. Lineage: Eukaryota; Metazoa; Cnidaria; Scyphozoa; Rhizostomeae; Rhizostomatidae.
AUGCCGGACAGGUGUGUCGUUUAUGGGUGCUCCAAUGAAAAUUCUAAGGUAAAGGGCAUCUCAUUACAUAGAAUUCCAUAUUGGCAGGAUGAAAAUCCAGCAGCUUGUCGCCGAAGAAAGCUGUGGGUCAACUUUAUUAGGACCAAAAGAGCGAAUUUUCAGCCAUCAAAGUAUUCUUCCGUAUGCUCCGUUCACUUUAAGCCGGAAGACUUUGAAAGGCAGAAUUUUGCAAUUCAAGGUUUUACUAGCAAUUUAAAAAGGAGCCUUGUUAGAGAUGAUUUAGGGGUAAGUGCGGUUCCUUCGAUAUUCGCGACAAGCAUGGAAGUGGAGACGGGCGAAACAGACGGAGAUCAGGAUGGGCCUAGCACUUCGGCACCAGCCAAAGGAGGAAAGAGUGCUGCAAAUAAAGGAGUCAAGAGGCCAAGGACCUCACGCCAGCAUCGAAUGUUCAUUAGAAAUGCAAUGAAAGAAACCCACAAGGAACAAGAAGAGGACUUUGAUGGUGAUGACGAGGACGAUGAUACACAAGAUGAAGACUACAUAGAAAAUGAUAGUCAAAUAUAUCUAGCACAGGAUGAAAAUAGCACCAAGAUGGAGGAUUUUGCAAGUCAGACACCUGGUUGUCUAAAUUGUAAAUGGCUUUUGAGCAGACACCGUAGAACACGCAACAUGUGGAUAGCAAAGAAGUCUGAAGUUCUUAAACUUAAGGAAGAAAUUAAGGCUAAAAAUGAAAUAUUAUCAAAGUUGGAGUGGUCAGAAAUGCAGGCAGAUCUUAAUGCGUCUUUUGCCAAUGUAGAGUCACCAGUAGAUGAAGCUGAAUCAAUGGACAAUAUCUCUGAAUCAGAGGACUAUUUUGACAUUGAGGAAGAAACAGAGUUGCAAGCAGUUGGAAGUGAUGAUGACAUAAGUGAGGAGAAAUCUGAUCAUAAAAAAGAACCCAAAUUUAUUGUCUUCUUGUCGCAGCUUCUUCUUCUGUUCAGAUUCUGCUCUCUGUGCAAAUCAGAUGACCCAAAAAUUACCAUGCGGAGAGUUGGAACCAUGAUUGAGGUCAAGACUGUUUGUCAGAAUGAAGACUGUAUAAGAAAUGAAAACAAAUGGCAAAGUCAACCCCUUUUUCCUGGCACAAAGAUUCCUGCUGCAAACCUCCUUUUGUCCUUUGCAAUACUUGUUGGUGGUAGUUCAGCUACUAAGGUUUCACACAUCUUUAAUCAUAUGGGUCUUGCUUGCAUCUCAUUAUCAACAUUUUUCAAACAUCAAAAGGAAAAGCUUUUCCCAGCUGUCUACCAAUACUGGAUAAAUACCCAAAAUAGAAUGAUUUCAUCAUUAACAGAAUCUGGAGAACAACUGGUGGUUUCUGGGGAUGGGAGGCAUGACAGUAUGGGCCAUAGUGCCAAGUUUGGAGCUUACAGCCUAUUCUGCUGCAAUACAUCACAAAUCAUACACUUUUCUCUUGUUCAGCGCAAUGAGAUUGGAAGUAGUACUGCCAUGGAGUUUGAGGGUUUCAAGCGCAGCUUACAGUUUCUGGAGAACAAUGGACUUAAUGUGACAACAUUCAUCUCUGACAGACACUUGUCCAUCGCUAAAUACUUCAGAGAGGAGCGAAAAGAUGUAUUGCACUAUUUUGAUCUUUGGCAUUUGAAGAAAAAAAUUCGAAAGAUUCUUCUGAGCAUUUCAAAUACCAAAGAUUGUGGAGACUUGUCUGAAUGGAUCAAGGCUUGUGAAAGGCAUUUGUACUGGAGUGCCACAUCAACACCUGAUGGCAAUGGAGAUAUUAUCUGGGCAAAAUUUGUUUCCUUCCUUUGGCACAUUUUGGAUGAGCAUACUGGUUUUGAAGAUCCACUUUUUGACCACUGCGCACACGGAGAAGACAUUGAAGAAAGAAAAUGGCUAGAAAAAGAUACAACUGUAUACGAAAAGCUGAGGCAGGCCUUGACCAAGAAGAGCCUUCAAAAUGGGAUCAAACAGGCAUCUCCACUUUCCCAGACCAGUGCAUUAGAAGGUUUCCACUCUGUAUUGAACCAUUUUGCUCCGAAAAUGAUUGCUUUCAGUUAUACAGGAAUGUUGAUUAGACAUAUUUUGGCAAUUGUUCACUUCAAUUUAAACUUGCACCGUGAUGUACAAACAACACAGGAUGGAUCUGGUACACCCCAAGUUAAGGUCACCUACCCAAAAUUCAAGAACGGAGAAGCAACUGUCAAGGAAGUCAAAGUAAAACAGAGAUUUGAUUACGUUCCUGAUAUCUAUGAGACAUUGGUGGAUGCCAUAGCUGCUAACAACCUGAAUGCUACAGUUGAACAUUUAAAUAAACUCGCUCCUUGUCCAAUGUCUUCAGCAAUAGAAAAGGAAGAUAGGUUUGCUGCCAUUGAAAAGCAUUUUGCCCGUAAAUCAGCAGUUACUGUUCCAGUUCCUCCAUCAACAUCAGUUGAUGAAGUAGUGAGCAGGAAACAACAGCAAAAUCGACGUGCACCCCCUCAAUGUUCUAUCUGUCAUAACUCAAUGAAAGGUCACAAAAACAUUUUGACAUGCCCGAAAAACCAAUAAAUAAAUCCCUUAGCUGAG